Phlebotomus argentipes is the source of this 890-nucleotide messenger RNA. RefSeq lists its product as uncharacterized. The transcript has a single exon. The coding region runs from base 375 to 890 and encodes 171 amino acids. The record is from RefSeq and is a predicted model, not a curated record. NCBI's taxonomy places the organism in Eukaryota, Metazoa, Arthropoda, Insecta, Diptera, Psychodidae.
AUAAACAGUUUAACAUUGAUAAAAUUCAUAACAUAUCCUAGAAAAUUGUAAGAAACAAUUCGGUUUCUCCAAUUUUUGCGGUUAUUUCUGUUGAAAGCAAGUUCUAAAUGCACCAUAUUGGAAAUGGUUAGGCACUUUCACUGAACUGUACACCAUUCUGACCAUAAUAUCUCCCCCUUGGAGUUGUCUCAGGCGAAUAAGCAUACAAUGGAUCGCUGCAUCUCCUCACACUUCUUCGAUCUCUGUCUUGGCAGGUGCGCGUGGAGAAAUGCCAGUUGAUUACACACAAUCGGACACUGGACACGAGAUUGACCUUUCCGGAUCUCACGAUCUACGGCAGGGUGACUCUGAGGCCAGUUGGCGGUCACUGUGACAUGAUUCUGCGACUGCGUCGCGUCGGAAUUGACUUCCAGACGUCCGUGCUGCCCAAUCAGAGCUUCGAGAAGAGUGAAUCGCGAUCGGUUAACGUGAGGACAGAUUCUUACUUCGCCGAGCCAGGAUUCAUGUCGAUCUUUGCUCAUGGCUGCGAAGGACCGACUGAUGUGAAAUUCCGCAGAAUCAACUCGAAGAUGCAUCUGUUCCGGCCGGAAGUGCAUCGACGGGGUCACGAGUUGGACAUUGAGCAUCGUGUGGACAAUGAUUUGGAGGGAAAGAGUUUCUCCUUCUACGACGAUCUGCGGAGGCGAAGAUACAAGCAACAGGCGAUGUGGCAUGCAAUCCAGCAGACGGACGCCUCAGAGGAGAUCGCCAAUGCCUUCCUGCGCGAGGUUGAGCACCUGUUCUCGAAGGGAGUUCAGGGAAUUCUCACGUCGUACAUCCAAAGAAUGCUCCAGCCAGCGAUCAAGAACACGCUGAUGGAGGGAAUGGGAUACACUCUAUCUUAUGGCUAA